AUGCUUGGUACACCUCUUCCCCCUCGCAACGGACACUCGGCGCGGCUGGAGAAUAGAGGCUACGGCCCCGGCAGUUACACGACGCGCGGCAACAGCAGGGCGAGCGGCAGUCUUACCGUGGGGGCUGCCUACACAGACGUAGAGGGAGGUGGGAGUGACAGCGAUACCACUACGAGCCGCCGCCGCCGCAGCAGUGGCGCUACAGAGAGCGGCAUAGACGACCGCACCAGCGCGUACUACGGCGGCACGCUGGGCUGUCGGGAUGCCGAGGCAGCGUCUCCGAUCCCGGAGAUCAAUAGAGGAGCCACUGUGGACGACGGCGCAGCAGGCCUUAGAAGCCUGGUGGCGGGGGACGCCAGACAGCGUUAUCAGGGCUCUCCGACGUGGCUCGACCAGUUCGGGGCGAUUAUUUGGCGAGAUACGCUCGAACGCCGCCGCCGCUGGUUCAGCGUGGUACUGGAGAUUGUGAUCCCGCUCGUGUGCGCUGCGUGUGUGGUGGUGCUGUGGGCCGCCUUUGGCGCCACCUCCUCGCCGAACUCUAGCUCGCCCACUAAUAUCGGUGACAGCGGGUACAGCUUCAGCUCUGGCAGGUACCUCUCAGUACUGUGCUACAACGAGACGUGGUUCGGGAAGCCGAACUACAUUGACGGCCUGGUCUCCUGCAGCAACCUAGAUACUAGCACGCCUAGUUCAGUGACGUGCGACACGGUCGGCGAGGAGGAGCUGCCAGUGAAAGGGCUGUGCUACGCACAGAGAGGCAGCGCACUUGGGGCCUUUGUCAGCGGUAUGCGCAACGGCCUCGCACAGGUGAUGCCGUUAGACGACAUCAUCGCUUACCAGUGGCUGGCGAAGAAGUUGCCCUUGGUGGAUUCAGCGGCGAUGAGCCUGCUGGUCGGUGCGGGGCUCGCCUCCAACACGCAGCAGAGUGCUAUCCUGUCGUCUGGCAAGCUUUACUUUGCCCCAUGCCGCAAUGUGCCACGAGACAUACUCGCGUACCUCUUCAGGGACUCCAAGCUUCUCCAGUAUGUGUACAACGAUACCUUCGACACCGUUGAGGCGGCGCACCGUGUGAUCAAGAGCGGCGAGCGUGGCCCCACGUGGGCCCUCGUGAACGUCCGCCAGCUGGACGAGAACGGCUUCGACGUGUCUAUUGAACUGGACGCGACAGCGCUGCCGCCGCUGGCUGUGAUGAUCGACAAGGCGUACCCUGGCGGCGCGAGCGAUGACCGAUCCGACGUGUACUACACGAGCGGCUACACGUCUUUGAUGGACGUGUUGGUGAAGUACUACCUCACAUCACCGUAUGCGGCCGGCGCGACACGAGCUGAAGUGGACGGCAUCCAGGCCCUGCAGGGGAGUCAGGCGACGCAGCCACAGGCAGCAGCCGCAGAUGCGGCCGACGGGGUGCUGGCCAUGCGCGAACUGCCCGACGCUGUGCCGGCGGCGCCGGAAUCCGUGGGUGACGGUGUCCAGUCCUUUGCCAGUGCCGCCGAGCCGUGGAGUCCCCCGUUGACCUUGGUGUCGCAGUGUGCCUCUAGCAUCCAGGAAACAAGCGCGACCCUUCGCGCGAAGGCGAACCUCACCAUCUACCUGGGCGGUAUGCCGUGGGUGCCCUUCAAGACGAGUCAGUUGCUGGCUUAUGCGAACACCAUCGUGGGCUUCGUGAUUGUGCUGGCGUUUCUCUACCCAGUCUCGCAGUUGACGCGGCGGCUCGUGCUGGAGAAGGAGCGGCGCGUGCGGGAGGCGACGCUGAUCAUGGGCCUCCCGCUGGAGCACCUCUGGUGCAGCUGGUUCCUACACAGCGCCGCCCUCAUGUUCACCAUCUCCUUCCUCAUGACGCUGCUCCUGUGCACGACGUUGCUGGUGAAGAGCGACGCCUUCUGUGUGUUUCUUGUCGUCUUCCUGUUCUCCCUCACGUGCGUGCCACUGUCCGGGCUGUUGGCUGCCUUCUUCGACGCGUCACGGGUGGCCGCCCUCGUGACCCCGCUCAUCUACUUCGCCAUGUCGCUGUUACCCUUUGCCAUGCGCUCGGCCGGGCCAGCCACCUACCUUGGCUUCAGCAUCCUCUCGCCCGCCUGCUUCGCCCUCAUCCUGCAGGACACGCUCGCUCGAGAGAACGGCGAUGGCUUAGCUGCGUCGAUCUUCCUUGGCGGCGCCGACAACCCCAACACCGCCACGCUCUUCGGCUUCCUCAUUCUGGACUUCGCUGUGUACUUGAUGAUGAUGUUUUACCUCGAUGCCGUGCUGCCCAAGGCGGUGGGUGUGUCAAAGCACCCGCUCUACUUCAUUCUAGACCCGAUUCAGCACUGCCGUCGCAAGCGUUGGGAAGCGGCGUGGCAGGCGGCACAGCGACAGCGCCAAGCCGCGUCUGCUGCCGGCAGCAGCGAGCAGCAAGCCGCGCCACCGCCACCGACGCCGAUGAGGAGAAGUUAUGAGAGUGCCGAGGAGGCAUAUGGCGGCAGCUGCGGCUGGCGUUGCCGUGGGCACGGCGCUACAGACAAUGACCGCGACAAGGACGUGCAUGGCGGCGGCGAGGAUGGCUGUGAUCCGGAUGGCGUGUACGAGAUGGAGGCCUUCGCACCGGAGCAGCUGUCGGUGCGCAUUGUCGGCCUCCGCAAAUACUUUCAGCGCGGCGGCCGCCGCUUCGUCGCGGUGCGGAACUUUUGCUGGCAACUGCCGAACGUUGGCGUCUCUGUGCUGCUGGGGCACAACGGUGCUGGCAAGUCGACGGUGAUGAACAUGAUGACAGGCAUGCUCUACCCGGAUGGCGGGGAUUGCUACAUCGGCGACCACUCCGUCCGCUUUGAUCUGGCGCGCGCCCGCCACGAGAUCGGGCUCUGUCCGCAGCAUAACAUUCUCUGGCCGGAGCUGACGUGUCGGGAGCACCUCGAGUUCUUUGCGCGGCUGAAGGGGCUGCGCGGGGCGGCCCUGGAGAAGGCCGUGGUGGACACCCUUACGGAGGUGGAUCUCUUGACGAGGCAGAACGACCUGUCAAGCGCUCUCUCGGGUGGGAUGAGGCGGAAGUUGUCUGUCGCCAUCGCAUUUGUUGGCGGCAGCAGCCUAGUCUUUCUCGACGAGCCGACGGCCGGCAUGGACGUGGUGGCACGACGGCAUACGUGGGAACUCCUGCUGCGCAUGUCGCGAAGCCGGAGCGUACUGCUGAUCACGCACUUUAUGGACGAGGCGGACUUGCUCGGUGAUCGGGUCGCCAUCAUGAGCCGUGGUCAGCUCAAGUGCUCCGGCAGUUCGCUCUUCUUGAAGUCGCGGCUCGGUCUCGGAUACAAUAUCUUCAUCUCCGUCGACGCACUGCUACGUGUCCGUGAGCUCGAUGCCUUCCUGCAGGGGUACGUGCCGCAGGCAGAGCGCCUGUCAACCAGCGGGGGCGAGGUUAAUUACCGCCUUCCUGCGCAGCAGGUGGAUCUUUUCCCUGGGUUGCUGAGCGCGCUCGACACCGUUGGGCCGCUGAUCGGCAUUCGUGGAUACGCCAUCUCCCCCACAACGCUGGAGGAGAUUUUCCUAACGAUCGCCCGCGACGCCGCUGAGGAGGACAAGGGGAGGCGCGCAAGGGUGAAGAUGGAGGCGUGUCGAGCGAGCGGCAGCGCAGUUGCUAUGGCGGCCAAUCAAGGCUGGCUGUCGGGUCUCUGGGAUCGCUUGUGCUGCUGCUGGUGCUGCGGCGGCAGUGGCGGCAGGGGCGCGAGCGGUCGCUUUGCCCCUGACGAGUCUGACAAGGGUGAUGAUGGCGUGGACAGCGAUAACAGGGAGUGGUCCGUCUUGGACAAUGUCAACUCCCCCUACUCACGCGACAGCGUCAGCGGGGUCACGGAGGAGUGGACGCAAUGCUCGGCGCUGGACAGAGCUGUCGUCCCGAUGCAGUGCCAGUCCGGGUGCUCAGCCACGACAUCGGAAGAAAAUCAGCGUUACCCGAGCCCAACGGCGACGGGCUAUGUGGGGAGCAACAACGGCGAGGAUGCUGGCACCUCGGGGAACUGCACACCUGCCGGGUCUGCGUCUCGGUUCUCGAGGCCGGCGAAGUCUCUCGUCUCCAAAGCUAGCAGCCCUGUGUCGCAGGGAGACGUGCACUGCAGCGGUGAGGCCGCCCAGGCGACACCAACGUAUGCGAGGGCGGUGAAUGCGGAGGAUGGGAGGUAUUCUGUGCUGCGUGUCCCGGCUGCCGCUGUCACCUCCCCCGUCGCAGCGACGGAGUCGGGGACAGCGCCGUCGACGAUGACAGCCGUAAAGCGCGACGCCUCUGCCGACGUUAUCUGGAGCUGCGAGAUCGCCUUCUCUAUAGCGACCAUCAGUCUCCUGCAGGCGGAGGCGAUGAUGCGCAAGCGGUUUCACAUAAUGAGGCGAGAUCGGCGGAUGCUCUGCUUCCAAGUCAUCUGCCCCGUGGUGUGCGUCCUGCUGGCGAUGCUGCUGAGCCUGACACGCGCGUACACCGUCGAUGAGCUGACGAUGAACACGAGCAACUACCCAUACGACACGCUGUGGGACACGACGGGCUGUGCGGACUACUUCGACAGCAGCUCCAACGCUACAGCGGCGUCGAUCGCGCCGAACCAGCGCAUCCGCGACGUGAAGGCUGUGAAUCUCAGACUUUUACUACUUCCUCCAAGACGACUGGUACUUGCACGGUCAAAUCGGAAAGUACAGCGGUAUCGCGUGCGGCGACCCUGUGACGGCGAUGCUGCCUUCCAUCGCAACCCUGUCGUGCUGCUGACCAACUACUCCACCUACCAUGAGUUUCCCAUCUCUAUGGUGAACUUCUACAACCUGCUCUUCAAGGGGGUUCGUGGUCCAUCGGUGUUCAUCACGGCGCACGUUGCCACGCUGCCGUCGAAGUCCGCGCCAGUCUCUGAGGACAGUAUCAGACUGCUGCUCACGGGGAUCAUCAUUAUGGUGCCCUUCACCUUUCUUCCCUCCAACUACGUUGCCUGGGUGGUGAAGGAGCGGGAGUGCAGGUCACGCCAUCUGCAGGACAUCUGCGGCCUGCGUUACCUCAUCUACUGGCUCAGCAACUUUCUCUUCGACCUCACAGUGUACACCGUCACGAUGCUGCUGAUCAUUCUCAUCUUUGCCGCCUUCCAGCGCAAUGAAUUCGUCGGUGGCGACGCCGCCGGCGCGACUUUUACCCUUUUUUCAGCCUACGGAUUCUGCAGCAUCGCUACAGCGUACCUCGUGCAGUUCUGCUUCGCGACGCACUCGAGCGCGCAGAGCGUCGUGAUGGCGAUCGGCUUCGUCUCGGGCUUUCUCCUCGUCAUCAUCGUUUUUGUGCUUCAACUCUUCUCCUCUACGAGGGAGGCGUCACACAAGAUACGCAGGGUGUUUCGCAUCUUCCCCACCUACGCCGUUGGCGAAGGCAUCGUGAACCUCGCCACCCUCCCGCAGUUCCACUUAUCGGACCCGAGCUUGACAGCCUUCUCCAUGGAGGUGAUUGGGUGGCCAUGCGUGUACAUGGCGGUGGAGGGGCCACUGUUUCUCAUUCUCGUGCUGCUGAUUGACCACCCCCGCUGGCGACUGAAGUGGCUGCUGCGACACUACGACCCAAACGGCGACGCCGCCACCCUCGCACGCGCUCACCAGCCCGGGCGACAAGACGACGUGGGUGGGAGGGAAAACGACAGUGUUGAAGAGGAUAGCGACGUCGAGGACGAGCGGGUUGAGGUGCGCCGGCGCAUGGCGGCAUACCGCGCCGACCUGAUGCAGCAGGAGAGGAUGUGCAGGAUGGGCGAUUGUUUCGAGCCUGCAUUCUGUGAGAGGGCCUCGGUGAACACGGCGGAGGGCCCCUACGGUGGCUUCCAAAGCUUCAGCGCUAAGCCACCGCUCAUCGACGCUGUCGCUGUCGUCGGCUUGCACAAGCGAUAUGAAGGUGGCCGGGUGGCUGUGCAGGACCUCACCUUUGGCGUCGUGCCGGGCGAAGUCUUUGGCCUCCUGGGCACAAAUGGCGCUGGAAAGACGACCACCAUGUCCGUCCUGUGCCAAGAGGCUUAUCCCACCGCUGGGCACGUCUACGUGUGUGGGUACAACAUUGUGGAGGAGAGACGCGACGCGCUCCAGUGCAUCGGCUACUGUCCCCAGUUCAAUGCAACGCUAGACCUGCUCACGGUGGAGGAGCACCUGAAGGUAUUUGCCGGCAUUCGAGGCAUCAUUCGAGAGCAGCAGCAGCAGGUGGUGCAGGCGCUGCUGAAUCUGACCGGGCUGCAUGAGUACCGUCACACAACGUCGGCGACCUUGUCGGGCGGCAACCACCGGAAGCUGAGCGUCGCACUAUCGCUUAUUGGUGGGCCACCUGUUGUCGUCUUCGACGAACCCUCGGCUGGCAUGGAUCCCGUGGCGCGGCGUGAGAUGUGGACGUCGAUCGAGGCGAUCAAGCACCGCUGCUCCGUUAUCUUGUGCACCCACCACCUCGAGGAGGUCGAGGCCCUCGCCGACUGUGUGGCCAUCAUGGUGGAUGGGCGACUGCGUUGCAUCGGCAACAAAGUGCACCUCAAGCAGAAGUACGGGAGCGGCUUUGAACUGACCGUUCGGAUUCAGCCACCGUCGGUGGCCGAGGCGGCGGCGCUGGAGGCCAUCAAAGCGCGGGUCAUUCCCUUCAUCACUUCCUCGUUUCCCUCCUCAAAGCUCAGCGAGGUACGGGGCAAGCGACUCAUCUUUACGUUGCCCAAGAACACGAGCCUGGCGAAUGUCUUCCAGCGGUUACAGGCACACCGCACCGAGCUCUGCAUCUCGGACUACACCGUGUCGCAGACAAGUAUAGAGCAGGUGUUCUUGCACAUCAGCGACGCGGUGGCCGAGGAAGAGAGCGCUUGUGCAGCUUUGUCCGAGCGACGUCGCGACGCCGAGAGCGACUUGCGACUCUGA
This is a messenger RNA of Leishmania braziliensis MHOM/BR/75/M2904, 6861 nucleotides long. Its product is annotated as putative ABC1 transporter. Gene Ontology annotation, cellular component: membrane; intracellular membrane-bounded organelle. Lineage: Eukaryota; Euglenozoa; Kinetoplastea; Trypanosomatida; Trypanosomatidae. Gene Ontology annotation, biological process: lipid transport; transmembrane transport. Gene Ontology annotation, molecular function: ABC-type transporter activity; ATP hydrolysis activity; ATP binding. The record is from RefSeq and is a predicted model, not a curated record.